This is a messenger RNA of Passer montanus (Eurasian tree sparrow), 1269 nucleotides long. RefSeq lists its product as uncharacterized. The record is from RefSeq and is a predicted model, not a curated record. The transcript has 2 exons. NCBI's taxonomy places the organism in Eukaryota, Metazoa, Chordata, Aves, Passeriformes, Passeridae. Bases 185 to 1147 code for a protein of 320 amino acids.
UCCAUGUCCCCAGGUCCUUCCAGAUCUAUGGAAUGCAGGUGUCAGUGGUGGUUCCAUGGCCUCAGUCCUUCCAGGUCUAUGGAAUGGGGCUGUCAGUGGUAAUUCCCAGCCUUGGGUCUUUCCAGGGCUGUGGAAGGGGGAUGUCAGUUGUGUUCCAUGACCUCAGUCCUUGCAGGUCCAUGGAAUGGGGCUGUCAGUUGUGUUCCAUGUCCCCAGGUCCUUGCAGGUCCAUGGAAUGGGGCUGUCAGUGUUAAUUCCCAGCCUUGGCUCCUUCCAGGGUCAGGGAAUGGGGUGUCAGUGGUGGUUCCGUGGCCUUGGCUCCUUCCAGGUCCAUGGAAUGGGGCUGUCAGUGUUAAUUCCCAGCCUUGGCUCCUUCCAGGGUCAGGGAAUGGGGUGUCAGUGGUGGUUCCGUGGCCUUGGCUCCUUCCAGGUCCAUGGAAUGGGGCUGUCAGUGCUGCUCCAUGUGCCCAGGUCCUUCCAGCAUGGCUCUGCCCUCCCAGCAGGACACCGGAGCCGCUGGCAUUGCUGCAGCAGGGAUUGGGGUUGGGAUCAGGAUCGGGAUUGGGGUCAGGAUCGUGCUCGGGAUUGGGAUUGGGAUCAGCAUUGUGAUCGGGAUCAGGAUCGGGAUUGGGGUCAGGAUCGUGCUCGGGAUUGGGAUUGGGACUGGCAUUGUGAUCAGGAUCGGGGUCGGGCUGUGAGGAGCGCAGUGAGUGCCGCAGAGACAGAGCCGGAGGUGGAGGAGCAGCAGGCCCUGGGAAUGCCAUCCCGUGUCCCUGCCUUUUCCCGGCAUCCACCCCCGGGGAAAGCCCCGCUCCGGGCUGGGCUGGCAGCUCGACCUUGCAGGUGCCAGAGGGACACGAGGCCCAAGGCCGCCCCUCCUCUGCUGGUCCCCGGGGGUUCCCAGCCGGGAUGGGAUCGCUGGGUCCUGGCCUUGUGCAAGGUCACUGCUGAGGCUCCGCCGCCCUUCCCGGCUCGGGGAUUCCUGCCGAGGCAGGGAAACCGGGCCCGGAUUUGGGGAAUUCGGGCGAGGCCUCCCCGGGCCCGGCUGUGCCGGGAGGGGAGCCCGGGGAUGGGGAGGGGCGGGUGGGGGAGGGCUGCGGCCGCACCUUCCCAGUCCCGCCCCCGUCCUCGGGGCUCUUUGCCUUAAUUUCCCCCUGAUCCCGGUUUUCCUCCAUCCCCGCUCCCUCCAGGGCUCUGUUUUCCAUGAUUUCCCCUCCGAUUCCAGCUUUUCUUCCAUCCCCUCAGGGCUCUUUUCCGUGAUUCUCCCCC